Coregonus clupeaformis (lake whitefish) is the source of this 1056-nucleotide messenger RNA. Its product is annotated as glutamine amidotransferase-like class 1 domain-containing protein 3A, mitochondrial. Lineage: Eukaryota; Metazoa; Chordata; Actinopteri; Salmoniformes; Salmonidae. The record is from RefSeq and is a predicted model, not a curated record.
AAAGAGAGUUGUGUUCCAGUUUGAGGAGAGAGCAGGAAGGAGAAGACUACACAGACCGUAUACUGCUGUACUGUACCUUUACAAGGAACCAUGGUGAAGUCUGUAGCCGUAAUUCUGUCAGGGUGUGGAGUCUACGAUGGGACUGAGAUCCACGAGGCGUCGGCUGUACUGGUCCACCUCAGCAGGGCUGGAGCUAAGGUCCAGAUGUUUGCCCCCAACAUGGAUCAAAUGCAUGUGGUGAACCACUGUGAGGGGAAACCCACGGCGGAGAAACGCAACGUCCUGGAGGAGAGUGCUCGUAUCGCCCGCGGCGAUGUGUCUGACCUCGACAAGCUAGAGGUCACCGCCUUUGACGCCCUCGUUAUCCCAGGUGGUUUUGGCGUGGCUAAAAACCUGUCUGACUGGGCGGUGAAGGGGAAGGAGUACACGGUUCAACCCCAGGUAGAGAAGCUGAUUAAGGGGUUCCAUACUGCAGGGAAGCCCCUGGCUAUGUGCUGCAUCUCCCCUGUCCUGGCUGCUAAGGUCCUGCCGGGGUGUGAGAUCACCGUGGGACAGGACAAGGAGUGUAAGAGAUGGCCCAAUGCCCAGACAGCAACUGCCAUGACGGAGAUGGGCUGUAAACAUGUGAAUAAGAAAGUGGGGGAGGUCCACAUCGAUGUGAAGAACAAGCUGGUCACCUCCUCCGCCUUCAUGUGUAACGCUCCCAUACAUGAGGUGUUUGAUGGGGUGGGCGUCAUGGUUACAGAGCUGCUCAAACUGGCCUAGGAGACGUCUGGGAUUCAGAAUACUGAUGAACUGUGCUUCCCAAAAGGAACCCUAUUCCCUUGAUAGUGCUAAUGAGCCUUUGUGCAAAGUAGGGCACAGGGAACCAUUUGGGAAUCACCCUUACAAUCAUGUUUGUUGUUGUUUGUGUUUGUUGUUGUUUGUUUACCUGGAGACCGUCCUGAUCUGAAUGUACUGGACACAGAUUGUGUUUCUGUUGUAUCAUCGAUCUCUCUGACUGUGGGAUGACUUUUGCCAUUAUCAAAAUUGUAAUAAAAGUCCAACCAAACCAUG